This is a messenger RNA of Caenorhabditis sp. 36 PRJEB53466, 1432 nucleotides long. The record is from the annotation of a GenBank genome assembly. NCBI's taxonomy places the organism in Eukaryota, Metazoa, Nematoda, Chromadorea, Rhabditida, Rhabditidae.
AUGUGUGUAAACUUGUGCAAAAUACAAAAUCUGCUCAAGAUACUUGUGAUGAUCUCCUUAUUCUGUUUUAUAUUCGUCAUUGAUUAUCAGGUAAGCUAUUGAAGGUUCGGGAAAGAAUUUAAUGGAAACAAAGAGAAGGCGUUCAGUUGAAAACGAAGCAAAGAGAGGAUGAGUUGAGAGCACUGAGGAGACAGUAUGUACGGGACGAUCCAGAGGUGACUGGACUUUGAGAAAAACAUAGAAAGUGUAGUUUUAGGACGGACAGACUGUUGGAUACGAGAUAAUCGGGGAUACAAUCAAGUACAACUACGCGGAAAAGCCACGAAUUGCCAUCGUGAGUGUGCUCCGGUCGGUUGAGCAAACACGAUUCUACGACAUUGCCAUCAGUGAGUGCCUUCUCCACUUCUCUCCUCAUCCGAACACCACUUCAGGCACUGUGAAAUGCUACGCGAAAAUCCACGGAUAUCACUAUAUUCUGGCGGUUGAAAGGGACUUUGAUUGCCACCAAAAAGACGUUUGUUCCGUGCUUUCCAUCCGUCUUCUCUACCUUUUCCCUUCCAGCAAUUCUUCCGUCGUCACUGCAUCGUUGCCAAAAUUCUUCCGAACUUUGACGCUGUUCUCUUCCUCGACGCGGAUAUCGGCGUCGUCUAUCCGAAGCGACGUAUCGAAGAGUUUAUGUACCAGAACUUUGACGUCAUCUUCUAUGACCGCUUCUAUAAUUGGGAGAUUAUGGCCGGUUCGUAUUUGGUGAAGAACACCCCUACGCAAUUGACUUUUUGAAUGGUCAGUUUGAGAUUCAAAUUAGUUAAGUGACAGCUCAUUUUCAGACUUUGCCAACUACGAAUCCACGUUGCCAAACAGUUUUCAUGGCACUGACAACGGGGCACUUCAUGUAAGCUUCAAAAUGUCAACUUUACCAUCAAUUCCCAUUCAGUUCUUCAUAGCUGAAAAGUACUUUUCCGACGAGAUGUACACCAUCGACCUGUGCCGGAAACCGUACAAUACUUCCAAAGACUUUGACGACGUCUUCACUUACGAAGCCUGCCUUCGAAGUGUUUUCGGAGCACGCACCGAGUUCGAUCGGGUCAAAAUUCUGAAGAAAGGAACGGGAUGGGCGAGGGACAGCUGGAUAACGAGCAGUGUCUGGAGCAAGGAGAUCGGCGACUUUAUGUUCCACGCGUGGAAAAGCAGUCAGAUUCAGACGAUCCCGAACCGACGCGUCAAACCGAUCAAGUCUUCGAUGUACGAGUGGUACAACCCGUUGAUCGGAGCCAUUCAUUUGAACAGAUGUCAUCCGAAGAACAUGUCGUGGAGCUAUGACGAACGGCUUCAAGGCGAGCCGGAGGAGAUGAUGGAGAGUCUGACGACGUACCGGAACAGGAUCACGAGGCAGCAGUUUCAGUACUUUUACAGGAUGAAGGCAUACGUUUGA